Molecule: messenger RNA, 1530 nt
Organism: Protomyces lactucae-debilis
Lineage: Eukaryota; Fungi; Ascomycota; Taphrinomycetes; Taphrinales; Protomycetaceae
Exons: 1
Coding region: 326-1402 (358 amino acids)
Source: RefSeq, a predicted model, not a curated record
GCAUCGACACGCUUCACCAUCCCUGCAGCUCCUGAACAGCAAGGGCCCUGGUCAAGAUCAUCACACUCAUCUUCUCUUGUAGAUACAGCGUACGCGCAUACCCAAAAAGAAGAAACGUAGCCAGGGACGCAGCUCCUACAGACGCGCCAACGACUCUCUGCUCAUUGACGACAGCAGAGGCGCCCUUGCUCCUUUCCCUUUCGGCGCAUCGCAUUCAAUCUUUCGCCCAGGAGCUUGCACAGAACCGCUUGUACUGUCGUUGCGCAUGCCUGGAUCGUUUUGAGCCGUUGAUUGAAAAGCAUCUAUACACCAUUCGCCCUUCGCCAUGGCGAAUAUGCCGGCGCCGACACUAGAGCGGAUCCUGGCUGGCCAGUCUCCGCCGCCCUUCACGCUCACAGCCUUUAUGGGCUUUCUCUCACAAAAUCACUGCCUCGAGACGCUAGAAUUCACGCUGGACGCCUCCCGGUACCAGCAAUAUUACUACUCGCUCUCGCAAGUACCGCCAAUACCGGGCAGUAUGGAGGCGAAUCGCCUUUCGACCAGCUGGGAACGACUCAUUGGCGCAUAUGUCAGACCUGGUGCGCCGCGGGAAGUCAACUUGACGAGUCAUGUACGUGAUGCGCUCAUGCGGAUACCCAAUACAUAUACGCCGCCAGCACCAGAGUCUCUUGACCAAGCGGUGUUCAAAAUCAUUGAGCUGAUGCGCGAGUCUGUCUUGACGCCUUUUAUUCAGCAAUGUCGCAUGCAGUACGGCUAUACGCCGUCACCAGUAUCAAUGACUUUUGAAGGUGCAAACCACUAUACUCAUCAACAACAGCCGCAAGCGAUACAGCAACAGCAGCAACAACAAGCGUAUGCGCAGGAGCAGGCUUAUCAAAAUCACGGCUAUCAGACUGAUGCAUCGCAACCGAUGCAGAUGCAAGAUCAAUAUACGGGUCAGCAAUAUAUACAACAAGGCAGACCGCCGUCAUUGCAUCAGCAACAUUCACAGCAACACACAAUGAACCCUGCGCAAAGUAAUCGUGGCGCUUACCCGACUUCGGUACCAGGAACUGACUUCAAUCCUGACAACAACAUCUACUUGCGGCAGCAACAACAAGCGCAACAACAGCAAGGUGGCCAACAGAUGGUUGGUGGAAUGGCGCGCUCGACGCAUUCCGCUUCAGAUAUGGAGACUGACUCAGAUCCCAUGACACCGCCGCUGACACCCCCUGCGGGCAUGUUGCAGAUUGCGCAGGCGCAUAGCAAUGGCAGUGGUAGCGGCAGCGGCAGUAGUCUUCAACCACCCGCGAGUCCUAGUAAUGCUGGCUGGACGUCGAAAAUCAAGAACCAGUUUCAGUUCAAGUCAACUAGACGCAGCAGAGAGCCCUCUACCGGUGUGCAAUCUGGACAACCCAAUUGAUUCUUUGGUCAUCACGCUAGAAGCACGUUGGGGAUUUAACGUAAUGAGCCCUUUGCAUUCGACUUCAAUAGCUUUGUUCUCUUCAUUCAUGUACAGUAAAGAAGACACUAUGCAAAACACUUUUAUCU